AUGUCCUCCAACAAGUCUGGCUCGCCUGUGCGGCUGCCCAAACCUCCCAAGCUGGUUAAGCUCGAGGUUCCAAUGACUCCGAAGACGACCUCAUCGAAAAAUCGCAUGCUGAUGCUCUUGGUCACUCCAGAGCAGCCUCUGGACUCUCUACCGUUUAGUCCUGGGUUAAAACGCACCAAUCUGGGCACCUUGAAGUCUCCAGACUACAAACUUAAUACACAAGGCGGCCAGUCGCCGUAUAUGACAUCCUCGGUGCUUAAAACACCGAGGAAUUCUGGCUACGAGUCCGAUGAGAGAGAGACUCCCCAUCGGAAGCUUUUGAGAACGCCGCAGUUCUUCAGUCCCGGCAGAAGACUUUUCGCAGAGGAUCAGAGCCCCAAUAAGCAAGAACUACUGGAGAUAAGCACCCAGUUGAAGAGCAAACUCAGCCUGGCACUCGACAAAGUCAAGGGAACUGAGAAAAACGGCGUUGCUCCGGUCAAACUCGACUUCAGCGAUCUAUCCUUCACAACAACUCGUGAACUGUCGCCGAAAAAGCCGUUUCUGCAGCCAUCGAGCACGCUGCCUCCUUCCAGCUCGCUCAUGAGGACAAACAUGAAUUUACAGACACUUCAGCAGCUGCCAAAUGUCCCCAGAAGGCAUCUGCGGUCGCAGCAGAUUUUGGAUACAAACUUACGACAACCAUCUGCUUAUGGUAAUGAUCGAAUUUCAAUCCCCUCACCUGAUGAAGAAUCAAGUGCGCAGAAUGCUUUAUUGGCCGCGUUCUCCAGGCUGCAAUCGAGAAACAGACGAUACUCAGGCACUGAGAGACGACAAUCAGUCGUUCUGCAACUCAGAGACUCACCACAUGUCAAGCUUCCCCCUUUGAAUGUCGCCCUUGGCAAUAAUCAGGGCGACAACGUUGAACAGGAAGCAAUUUACUCUUUAAUGUCACUAUCGUCACCACAGUCAGUCAAGAAGUCACAUGGAACACCAAGUGCUCUGCACAGCCGGCUGCACAGUCGACUGCAGAGCCAGAAUGACUUUUCACCAGUUUCUUCACGAUCUUCCUCUGUCGCCGUACAACUACCUCCGAUCUCGGGGCUUGUUGGCAAAGUGGAUAAUGACGAGACGGAUGUGGAAGAUGACGCUACAGACGAAGAUUUGUCCUCGUAA
Molecule: messenger RNA, 1155 nt
Organism: Sungouiella intermedia
Lineage: Eukaryota; Fungi; Ascomycota; Pichiomycetes; Serinales; Metschnikowiaceae
Source: the annotation of a GenBank genome assembly